UUAAGUUAAAAUUACGGUAAAAAACAGUAGUUGUGAAGAAGAAAAAUAAUAGAAAAUUAGAUAAUGAAAACAGUUUAUCUAUACAAAAGUAAAGCGAUAAAAGUGAUACUCUUUCUUAUUCAUCUUAAGUGUUUUAUUUAUUUUAUGCACUCUCUCCAAUGCACUUAUUCAAUCCUUAGUAUAUUUAAUUAUGCAUAAUUAAAAAUUUUAAAAAAUUCAUAUUAAUAAAAUUUACAUUAAAGCGUAUCAAACAAGAUCUCACAUGACUAUAUAUUAACUCAUAGAUUAAUAAUAAAAUACAAUUUAAAAGUGAUGGAUGAAUAGUGUCUCAAAAGUAAAUAGGACAUCUAAGACAAGAAAAUAAGUUAAAAUUUUUAACUAUUUCUUAUUAAUAAUUUGCUAUCAAUCCCAUACUUACGGGUAUGGAUAAAGAGAUAUUGAUAAAUCUACUACAUAUUAUCUAUGUCACGUUUGUGAAUGUUCCAAUUAUUAUGUGGAAAAAUACAAUUUGCUGCUUGAAUGAUUAAUUUAGUAAACUUAAGUAUAUAAUUAUGAGAAAGAUUAAUUGAAUGAUUAUAGAGCCUAAAAUUUCUCCCAAGAGAAGGGACACGUUGCCUAUGUUAUAAACUGAGGACGGCACCGAAUCUUGUUGACUUCCUCUUGUUGUCUGUCAGCUUCAAUUCCUUUAUAUACCGCUUCUCUUGUACCCCUUAUACGGACCCUACAACAUUUUUGAUCCUCCACAUUUUAUUUAUUUUCUCUUUAAGCCUCAAUCCUCUCUUUCUUUACUCUUUUCUCUCUGAAAAAGCUGUUAUUUGUAAGACAUACACUUAAUAACUUUUGACACACAAUUAGUAACUUUUAAGGACAUACAAUUAUCAAUUAUCAUCAUUACAAUAAUCAUGGGAAGAGCUCCUUGUUGUGAUAAAAAUGGUUUGAAAAAAGGUCCUUGGACUCCUGAAGAAGACCAAAAGCUUGUUGAUUAUAUCCAAAAGCAUGGUUAUGGUAAUUGGAGAACUCUUCCUAAGAAUGCUGGACUUCAAAGAUGUGGGAAGAGCUGCCGACUACGGUGGACGAACUAUCUCCGACCAGACAUAAAGAGAGGAAGAUUUUCCUUUGAAGAAGAAGAGACUAUAAUUCAACUUCACAGCAUUUUGGGGAACAAAUGGUCGGCUAUUGCUGCUCGUUUACCGGGACGAACAGAUAAUGAAAUUAAGAAUUAUUGGAACACUCACAUUAGAAAAAGAUUACUCCGGAUGGGAAUCGAUCCUGUGACUCACAGCCCUCGCCUUGACUUAUUAGAUCUCUCUUCCAUUUUGGGUAACUCAUCUUUUUAUAAUAACCCAAUAUCCUCAUCACAACCUUCCCAAAUGAACAUGUCUAGGAUACUUGGAUUACAACCUUACCUUAACCCUGAGCUUCUAAAAAUAGCAACCUCACUUAUAUCAAAUCAACCACAAAACUCUAAUUCUAAUGCCCUAAUCCAUGAUUUUCAAGGAAAUGAUUAUAACCCUGUUUUACAAACUACUCAACUUCAAACCCCAAUUCCACAUCCUCUCCCUACCUGUACUACAAUGACAACUUCUACUACUGCUACUACUACUGCUACUGAUAUUGCUCGUUUUUCAGUACCAUUUUACGAUGAACCUCAAUUGAUACACCCAAAUUUCGAACAAUAUCCUACAAAUAUUCCUCAAUUUGAUUCUCAAACCUUGGAUCAAUGGCAAGACCAUAAUGAUUUAUCCAUGCCAGAAAAUUUGGUUAAUAUGCAGCCUUCAAGUUAUGGCUACUAUGACUCACAUCAGACUUUAAUGGGUCCUUCACUAUCAAAUGAUUCAACAUUUCAAUCAAAUAUUAGUGGACAUAAUCAAAGCAUGUUGAGUUAUACACAAUCAGUAAUGUCAACUCCAUCUUCAAGCCCUACACCUUUGAAUUCGAGUUCGAAUUCAACAACAUAUAUUAAAAGCAACAGUGGAACAGAAGAUGAAAGAGAAAGCUAUUGCAGUGAUUUUAUUAAGUUUGAAAUCCCAGGUUUUCUUGAUGCUAAUCAGUUUUUGUUAGCUCAAGUAAACUAAUUAAUCAUUAAGUGAUUGAUUAUUUACUCAAAUCGUUUUUUUUAGAUUAUAGUUUUUUUCCUUAUGCAUUAAUUAACAUGUUUAAUAAUUUUUUUGUAAACAUAUGUAUAAUUAUAUGAAAAUUUAAGUGUAUCUUUCAUAAGGAUUAUGGACUUUCAUCAUCAAA
Amaranthus tricolor (Joseph's coat) is the source of this 2241-nucleotide messenger RNA. Its product is annotated as transcription factor MYB102-like. The transcript is spliced from 3 exons. Lineage: Eukaryota; Viridiplantae; Streptophyta; Magnoliopsida; Caryophyllales; Amaranthaceae. Bases 903 to 2075 code for a protein of 390 amino acids. The record is from RefSeq and is a predicted model, not a curated record.